AUGUCUACUACUGAAAAAAAGGUUUCAGAAAUGAUAGCUGGACAAAGUGUCACUCCAACUGUGAGGAGAAAUCUUCUUCAUGGGGAGGUUCUCAAAAAACAAAUUAAAGAUAAUUUCAAUCAGCAAACCUCUAAAGAGAAAACCAAAACUAGUUUUAAGAAAGUUUUGCAUGGUCCUUUGAUUAAAAAGUUUAAAUUGAAUAAAAUGUUGCAAAAUUUGACAUCCAGAAGAACUUUAAGUUAUAGAAAACAAGUGACUAACGGGAAAAUUAUUGCGGCAAGAAGAGCUGUGGUAGAGUUUUUAGAAGAAGAUGAAAAUAGUAGAAUUACAGCUGGAAAAAAGGAGACAAUUACUAGAAAAACAAUGAAAAAACAGAUUCGUUACUUGAAUGAUUCUAUGAGAAGACUUCACGAAAAAUUUAUCAAGAAUACCCAAUUGAAGAAAAUUAGCUACUCAACGUUUUGUUCACUUCGCCCAUUUUGGAAAGUCGAGAUCAACCUGUUUGUGCAAAAUUCACACGAAUAUGGUUACUGGUUAACAGAUGUAAAAUUGACCAACUAA
Molecule: messenger RNA, 561 nt
Organism: Brassicogethes aeneus
Lineage: Eukaryota; Metazoa; Arthropoda; Insecta; Coleoptera; Nitidulidae
Source: the annotation of a GenBank genome assembly